AUGGGCCAGAGUAAAGGUGAAAAAUCAGUUGAAAAUGGGGGAAAGUUAGUUAAAAAUCGAAAUGGCAAACCUGCCACCGAUAUGCAUAUUUUAACUCAUGCCCAAACAAAAGAAAUUAAUGAAACGACUAAUCCCAACGCCCCCGACAUUAGUAUAAUCGAGAUAUCUGAUCAAAACAACGUUGGCGCGGAAAAUCUAAAUAACGCUGGAACCGAUAAUGUUUCAGAAGAAAUUGCGG
This is a messenger RNA of Paramuricea clavata, 238 nucleotides long. Lineage: Eukaryota; Metazoa; Cnidaria; Anthozoa; Malacalcyonacea; Plexauridae. The record is from the annotation of a GenBank genome assembly.